CCUUGCUCUGUGCUCACGUUCACGAUCUAUAUUUGACUCGGACUAUAUCCUCACCGCUAAUGGGGAAAGGCCAAGUGGAAAAUUCGUGCUGCUCUAAAUAUAGCACCUGCCUCUCCGCAGCUGCUAGAUUUAGGAUGAAGCUUGGAGGCCACCGUCUGGCAGUCGCCGCCUGGGUGGGCUGCGGCAGUGCGCUCACUAACAGGAUGUCUCUACCGCCGCUUCGGGGCCGGAGGGCCGAAGAACAAGGCCAGCGGCUUGGGCUCCGGCCUCGGGGCUUCCAGGACGCGUCACGCGGGAGCGGUAUUGUGGGCCGGCUGCCUGGAAAAGGGAGAAGCCGACGAUGGAGUCCUUCAUCUAGCCUUCUCCUAGCUCAGAGUGGGCGCACGCGCCAGGGGACAUUUACGAACGAGGGAAUGAGAGUGAAUGCGAGAGUGAAUGGACUUGGGCCUUGCAAGAGGGGUGAGGGGAGACAGCGUGUGAGAUGCCAUCGCGGUUGAUUUGUCUCCCUGGUGCUUUAUGCUCCCGGGAGCACACUGGGGUAGGGGGUGGAGGGGACCUGAGGACGCGAGCAACAGGGAGAGCGUGGAAACCAGGUCCUGACAAUGGGUUCAGGAGGACGCAAUUCCAGCGAGAACUCGACCUCCGGGGAAGAGGUGUGGCUACGAGGGUACGCAGGGGGCGUGGCUACCAGUGUGUUGGGUGACGGCAGGAGGAGGGGGCGUGGCUACGGGGCACACCGGGCGGAAGAGCUGGUCCUGCGGAUACACUGCCCGAGUAGGCGGUGGGUUCCUCGUCCCAUCCCGGGCAACGCAGAAAGCUGAGCGCCUCCACCCGCCGAGCCUGCCGUCGCCGGGCCAUGUACUCGGGUAACCGCAGUGGCGGCCACGGUUUCUGGGAGGGCGGCGGAGCGGCGGGCGCGGAGGGGCCGGGGCCGGCGGGGACGCAGAGCCCCGCGCCGCUGUUCACCACGAGCACCUACGAGCGCCUGGCACUGCUGCUUGGCUCCAUCGCUCUGUUGGGCAUCGGCAAUAACCUGCUGGUGCUCGUCCUCUACUACAAGUUCCAGCGGCUCCGCACUCCCACCUACCUCUUCCUGGUCAACAUCAGCCUCAGUGAUCUGCUGCUGUCCGUCUUCGGGGUCACCUUUAACUUCGUGUCCUGCCUGAGGAACGGCUGGGUCCGGGACAGCGCGGGCUGCACGUGGGACGGGUUUACCAGCAGCCUCUUCGGGAUCGUUUCCAUCAGCACCCUAACAGUGCUGGCCUAUGAACGUUAUAUCCGCGUGGUCCACACCAGAGUGAUCCAUUUUUCCUGGGCCUGGAGGGCCAUUACCUACAUCUGGCUGUACUCGCUGGCGUGGUCAGGAGCCCCUCUCCUGGGCUGGAACAGGUACACCCUGGAUGUACACGGACUGGGCUGCGCAGUGGACUGGAAAUCCAAGGACGCCAACGAUGCCUCCUUUGUGCUUUUCUUAUCUCUUGGUUGUCUGGUGGUGCCUGUGGGCGUCAUAGCCCAUUGCUACGGCCAUAUUCUGUAUUCCAUUCGAAUGCUUCAUUGUAUUGAAGAUCUUCAGACAAUUCAAGUGAUCAAGAUUUCAAGAUAUGAAAAGAAAGUGGCCAAAAUGUGCUUUGUUAUGAUAUUCACCUUCCUGAUUUUUUGGAUGCCUUAUAUUGUGAUCUGUUUCUUGGUGGUUAAUGGUUACGAACAUCUGGUCAGUCCAACUGUAUCAGUUGUUUCCUACCUGUCCGCUAAAUUGAGCACUGUCCAUAACCCACUGAUUUAUAUCUUCAUGAUCAGAAAGUUUCGAAGGUCCCUUUUGCAACUGCUGUCUGUCCGGCUGCUGAGGUGCCAGAGGCCUGCUACAGACCUGGCAGCAGCUGGGAGUGAGAUGCAGAUCAGGCCGAUUGUGAUGUCCCAGAAAGAGGACAACAGGCCAAAGAAGAAGGUGACUUUUAACCCUUCUUCCGUCAUUUUUAUCAUCACCAGUGAUGAAUCACUAUCAAUUGACGACAGUGACAAGACUAAUGUCUCCAAGGGUGAUGUAAUCCAAGUACGACCUGUAUAAGAAUAAACAAUGGUAAGACGAGAUGGGUACUUCACUGAACACCAGCGUGAGACUCCCAUUAUGAGGAGUUUUGAAAUCCCUAUUCUAUGUAAUAUCAACUGAGCUUACACAGCCCCAAAAGAAAUUCAAAUUGUUCAUGUACUCUCCAGCCUCUGGGAGCAACUGAGCAAGACCAGUCCUUUCCGCUCAAUGGGCGCUUUAUAUAGUGAAAAACCUCAUGGGGGCACAAGACAGGUACUUAGCACCAUCAGCGUCUAACAUGUUAGAAACUUUCAUUUCAGAUACAGUUUUUAAACGACUGUAUUUCCCAAGGCGCACAAUACAUUGUUCCCCAAAAAUGCAUACUAUAUAAAUAACUUUGUCUCAUACACAAGUAUGAAAUAGCUAGAAAAGCUGGAAUUUGCUGGAGUGUUGGGUUCUAUUUGGUGUCAUGUCCAAUGUUUGACCAAUUAAAUUGAUCAGAGACAGUUCUAAGAUGAAACGUAAAUCAAACCCCUAACUCUAUCUGAAAAAAAAAAAAAGACUUGUUAUAUGUUAGUAUGGUAAAGAGGAGCUUCAGACAAACGUGCUGCUAAGUGAGCUCUAGGAGAUGCUACCAAAAAGCAACAAAACCAGAAAAAUAGGAUGAUGGAUUUCAAGGUCAUCAUGGUGUGUAGGCAGUCAUAUGUGAGCAGAGAAUGUACAUGGUAGGAAUCGUGUUGAUGGAAGACCGCUAUCCCCAUCACGGGUGUCCUACCUUCUGGUGUCUCUGGGCCACACUGGAAGAACCGUUGUCUUGGGCCACACAUUAAAUACACAAACGCUAACAAAAACUGAUGAGCAAAAAAAAAGGUUUGAAGUAAAUUUACGAUUUUGUGUCGGGCCACAUUCAUAGCCAACCUGAGCUGCAUGUGGCCUGUGUCCCACAGGUGGGACAGCCCUGAAUGUAUCAUUUCAAACAUGAACAUGGCAAGAUUACCUCUCUUUUUAAUAAUUUUCCACAAUUUUGCUAAGAGUUCUGGAUUUAAUUUCAAGAGACAGUUCCAAACAAGCAAACAAACUUACAUUUGUAGGGGGAUGAAAGUAAGUGUAGAACUGUAUUAAAUAAAAUAAAGUAUUUUAUUUAAUCUUCAUUACCAUUCAGUCAAGCUACUGGAUAACUAAUAGUAUACAGGCCAUUUUUCCAUGAGUCUUCAUUUAGCCUGAACAUGGAUUAUUAGAACUGAAGGACUUCUUUGACACUAUACAGGGGAAACAGUGAGAAAUGGUUGUAUUUAUUUUAUUGCCUCAUAUUUAUUUCUUAGAUGACUGUCCUACUAAUGUUGCAUUUUCAUAGUCCAUCAUCUUUGAAAGAUUCCUAAAUGAUUUACUUGGACUUUUGAAGAAGGAAGAAGAAACAAAGAACACAGUUUUCACUGAACAAAAUCAUUUUAUAUCUGGUUGUGCCACAGCAUGUAGUUCAUAAAGAAGUUAGUAAUUUGCUUCCAAAAGUCUGAAAUGAAAUAAAAUAUGCCUUCCUGUUUAUAAAAA
Artibeus jamaicensis (Jamaican fruit-eating bat) is the source of this 3574-nucleotide messenger RNA. It is a transcript of the gene OPN3, whose product is annotated as opsin 3. The record is from RefSeq and is a predicted model, not a curated record. The transcript has 4 exons. The coding region runs from base 857 to 2065 and encodes 402 amino acids. NCBI's taxonomy places the organism in Eukaryota, Metazoa, Chordata, Mammalia, Chiroptera, Phyllostomidae. Gene Ontology annotation, biological process: G protein-coupled receptor signaling pathway. Gene Ontology annotation, molecular function: G protein-coupled receptor activity. Gene Ontology annotation, cellular component: membrane; photoreceptor outer segment.